UGCGCAUCGUCGUCCGACGAGCCAGAGCGGGUCGGCCAUUGAACAAUAACAACAGCAACAACAGCGGCAGCAGCAGCAGCAGCAGCACAGCAGACAAGAUGGCGUCUUCAGGAGCAAGACAGAGCCAUGUGUCUAGCCUGUCGGGGAAGAUCCAGGGGCUCAAGUUCAUGCAGCGGGCGGCUGCGAGCAACAAGGGCACCACCCCAGCCUCUUUCUCGACGGCUUCAGCAGCGGCAAAAGCAGCAUCUUCCAACGACGCCGCCCCAGGACCAUCUUCGUCUUCGAGCAGAGCCAAGAGUGGCGCGACAGAGGGGCGUAACGCAGGCCCGUCAGUCACGCAGGAGCAACACAGCCCUGCUCCGUCCGAGCCUAUCGCUGACGACGGCAAUGAGGAGCACUGGGUCUUGCCCGGCAAGGCUGCUCAACGACAGGCUGCGACAAACACUGCUGUAGAGAGCGAAGAGCUCGGAUGGAACGCAUUCUUGAGACAGGCCUCUGCGUCGGUGGACGGCGAGAACGAAAAGGGCGGAGAUCCAUCAUCGGGAUCCGCGAGGAGGAAGUUUGGCUCGUGGGGCGACAAGAGGAAGAGAGAGAAAAGGCAGGCCGACGACGACGAACCCGACUUCGACAUGAGCGACGACGAAGACGGCGCAUUAGAUUAUGAGUCUGAUGGACACGAGGGGGAGGAUGGGAAGGGAAAGAAGAAAGGAUUUAUCAAGCCGGGGACGAUGGGCAAGCGGCAACGCCGCGAGCACAACGACGACGAAGUGCUGCAGUCAGGCGCUCGCGGAGCGCACGCCAAGGCGAGAAAUGAGGCUGCCAAGAAGAAGCGAGCGGAUAUGUCCAGUGAGGAAAAGGCAAAGAUGAGACGCAAGCACGGCUUCUACGUUCCCGAUCCGGGCGCAGACAGCGACGACGGUAGCGACGAACCAGGCGAUGACUCAAUUUCCGUGCUUGAUGGAGCCAGCACCACCGACACUCCACCGAGGUCCAUCAGCGGCAACAGCAACAGCAGCAAGCCAGGAAACAAGAAGACAAAGAAGGCGAAAGCCAAGAAGCGAUGAGGGAGAGAGACGCUGUAACUGCAAUAGAAACACGCUGCCAUUCCGAAAUGACCUCACUCGCACUCGCGGUGUCUUCAUAAGCAUUC
Molecule: messenger RNA, 1150 nt
Organism: Acaromyces ingoldii
Lineage: Eukaryota; Fungi; Basidiomycota; Exobasidiomycetes; Exobasidiales; Cryptobasidiaceae
Exons: 1
Coding region: 99-1064 (321 amino acids)
Source: RefSeq, a predicted model, not a curated record